AUGAAGCUCAAAAAUAUAGGUAAAGUAUACCCAUCUCCUUCUUAUUCUUGUGAAGAUUAUCUUCCCGUUUUGAAGCUUCUUCCGGCCGCCAUUUUAGCUAUUGCUUCAGUCCUUUCUCUUGAGGACAGGGAAGUUUUGGCCUAUAUGAUAACCAGGUCCCUCAAAACAACCACCACUACUGCCACCGCCUCCUCUUUAAUGAGCCAAGAUUUUUCUUCCAAGAAAAAAGCUGCCAAGAAAUCACCACUGGCCGCAGUAAAGAUGGCCCCAAAGGGUGGAUGUUCCGCCCACAAGCCACCCGUUUUCGAUUGUGACUGUUUCGACUGCUACACGAGUUAUUGGUUUCGCUGGGACUCUUCUCCCAACGGUGAGCGUAUCCAUCAAGUUAUUGAAGCUUUCGAAGAGCAUCUAACUCACGGGGAAACCAAGAAGCCUUCCAAGAAAAGCGCGCGGCUCAACAGGAAGGACGGCAGCGGCAAAAUGGCCACUCGGGUCGCUGAAGUUCCAGUCGUCGAAUCACCGGGACAGCCCGGCCGCAAAGCUCCUGUCUUGGAGCUUCCCAACAAGGAAGCACCGGUUUUUGCUGCCUCAACGGAUGACAAAGAAGUUAAAGAGGAAGUUGUAAAGGCGGAGGCGAUUGAAGUGUUUCCGGUAGCAGAUUCAGAUGGAGAUGUGCAUACGACGGGAACAGCGGACGCGGCGGCGACGAGUAGCCAAAAGGGUCUGGCUCGGAAGGUGUUACUGGACGUGUUAGGGCUAUUCAAUUCUCGUUUAUGGGGCCUUUGGAAUCCAAAUGUGUAA
This is a messenger RNA of Hibiscus syriacus, 801 nucleotides long. RefSeq lists its product as uncharacterized. NCBI's taxonomy places the organism in Eukaryota, Viridiplantae, Streptophyta, Magnoliopsida, Malvales, Malvaceae. The transcript has a single exon. Bases 1 to 801 code for a protein of 266 amino acids. The record is from RefSeq and is a predicted model, not a curated record.